UACUAGUGUCAAGAUGGUGGUAAGUGAGGCCACAUCAUUCAGAGCAUGCACUUCUGCCAACAAUAAUAUUUACAUUAUAAUGAAUUAAAUACGUGUUAUUAUAUUUUUCAUAGAAAAUUGGGCUGCAGUUCAAAGCCACUUUGGAAAAUGUCACAAAUGUGCGGCCAGUGGGUGAAGACUUCCGCUGGUUUCUAAAGGUAACUAAGAACUUGCUAACAAGCUGAAGCUAGCUAUUUACGAUUAGCUCUAUAUCAUGACACACAAUAAGCGAAUUUGUCAAAUGGUGAAAAGGUGUGUCACUACAUAAACAAGACAUUUAAAACACGACUAGCAACGAAAGGUACUCAUGCGACGUUAUUUUCAAAACAUUAUUGCUCGUUUUUAGCCAGUAAGCAUUAAGUAUGUGACGUGUAACGUUAGCUACGCUACUGUUAGCUAGGUAACAAAAGCAAUGCUGAUGCAGUGUUGUGGACUCACAAUAACCCAUAGAAUUAGGGUUAGAAUAGAAUCUCUAUGCCACAAUCACACACAAUGUGUGCUUCCCUAGUUGACACACUAUUCCCUAUUGAGUGCACUACUUUUUUGACCAGAGCAUGCGCCCUGAUCAGAAGUAGUGCACUAUAUAGGCAAUAGGGUGCCAUUUGGGACAAAUAUAACAUACCUACUUUUGUUACAGUUAAAAUGUGCCAAUUGUGGUGAGAUCCCAGAGAAAUGGCAGUAUAUCAACCUUAUGGUAAGUAAAGGUGGAUUUAUAAAUGUCUCUUUUGUUAUUUAACGUCACAUUGAUAUGGUGACAACGGUUAUCGCACACUUUGCAGUGACUGUCAGUUUCCCUAGGACAGUGUGCCACUCAAAGGAGGACGAGGGAGUGCCAGCAUGGUGCAGAAAUGUAAACUCUGUGCCAGGGAGAAUUCUAUCGGUAAGCAAACAGAAGCAUUACACAUCUGCAUUUUAAGUUGUUUCACACAUUCUGCCAUAUAGUCUCCUGAGUGGCGCAGUGGUCUAAGGCACUGCAUCGCAGUGCUAACUGUGCCACUAGAGAUCCUGGUUCGAAUCCAGGCUCUGUCGCAGCCGGCCGCGACCGGGUGGCUCAUGGGCGGCGCACAAUUGGCCCAGCGUCGUCCAGGGUAGGGGAGGGAAUGGCAGGUAGGGAUGUAGCUCAGUUGAUAGAGCAUGGCGUUUGCAACGCCAGGGUUGUGGGUUCGAUUCCCACGGGGGGGCAGUAUAAAAAAAUAUGUAUUCACUAACUGUAAGUCGCUCUGGAUAAGAGCGUCUGCUAAAUGACUAAAAUGUAAAUAUUUCACUCUCCUUUGGGGAUCUAAGAUGACUGGAUAGGGGUAAGCAACAGCUCUACCUUGUUUCUGCAAUGAUGUUCAUAUGUAUGUGUCUGUUCACAGAUAUCAUGAGAGACACAAUCACCCCGUACAACGUGAGUACAGUACUUAUUGCGAAGCUUACCGAUCAAUCGAUCAAUUGAAGGCGGGAAAUGUUUAGUAAUAAUACUGCCUAUUUCAUCCUACCACUCUGUUGCUGCUGAUGCUUGAAGUGUUCUGCUGUACUGGGACAGAACAAUACAUCUUUAAAACACACAAGAGUAUUUCUUUAUUUCAGCCACUCACACCAUCUUAUCUCUUUCUCACGGUGCUGCUGCUGUGAAGGCUGAGGAUAGUGAGAGGUUUAAGACCAUGGUGCAGUUUGAGUGUCGAGGCCUGGAGCCAGUGGACUUCCAACCACAAGUGAGAACAGAGUACACUCUUGUACUGUAUGUUGUCAAAUCUCAACUAAGGUUGCGGUUACAGCAUCAAAGUGGAAUUUGUUUCCUUUAUGAAUAUUUCUGAUUAAAGUAUAAAAAUUGGAUCCACUCUACCAUUCAAAAACAGAUUCCAAAUGUUUAGCAUAGACAUUUCUAACACCUUGACAUUUUCUUUAUUUAGUAAGUUUGUAAAAGUUUUUUUUUGUAACAGCAAAUAAUUCAGUUUUCAAUGACAAUUGUUCUUAAGAACUUGUAAUACUGCUGAAAUAACAAUAAAGUCAACUAAAACAUUUGCUUUACAACACUUCAACCUUGUCCCAUGUCUCUAACAUCACAUUUUACUUUGACCUUGAAACACACCAGGCGGGCUUUGCAGCAGAGGGAGCUGAGUCUGGGACCAAGUUUACUGAAAUCACCCUACUGGAAAAAGUGAGUAUUUUUUUCUUUCUCUACGGCCAGUAGGUCAACAUAGUAAAUGUGAAUAUUGAUAAUAAGACUAGUUUCCAGUACCCAAUACAAUACAGUUAUUUUCAGUUCUAGGAAAGCAUUUUUAAUACUUCUUCUCCAUAUCAGGACUGGACAGACUACGACGAGAAGGCCAGCGAGUCAGUGGGCAUCUAUGAGGUCACACAUCAGUUCAUCAAGUGUUGAGUUACGGUCAAGCGCUUUGUACGACCAGCUACACUAUGGCCAGAUAUCCACUCAUCCACUGGCUGAAAUGUCUGUCGGUAUCAGACACUUCCAAUGCUAAUGCAGUGCUGUUGGGUUUGUGACGAGCAAGAAGCAUUGGAGGAUUGAUUGGAUGGAAUGGCCGUCCACAUCAUGCUGGAUUGAAUGAUCCAUAAUGCCUUGCCUUUUGUCACUACCCCAAUAAAGAUCAUGAAUGGAAGAAAAACCCCAGAUCAUGUGUUUUUUAAAAUGUUUUCUUCUCUGCCUGGAAUGAUCAGUAUCAGAAUGCAUUGAGUAAAUCUGAGGCAGUUCGGUCACAAGAAGUAGUGAUGAAACUCAGCAAUGUGUGACUGCCACUUUUUUUGAAAGUUUGUCUGUUACUAUUGUCAACAAUAGUACAGUACUUUGCUCUUAAAUGCACUUUUUAAUACAGCCAAUAGCAAAACGUUAUCUAGCUACGUAUUUGGUCAGCCCCUUUAUGUCAACAGAGUAUAUCCAUUGCUUACACAACUGGAUACACUUUCAACUGACUUCAUUAAGAAGUCACUGAAUUGUGUAACGUUAAUAUGGGUAAAGGGAGCUAGCUACACGACAGGCAAGGAGUUAUGCUGCGUUCACGUGCUCCACUGAAACUCCUUCUUCGUAGUACUUUGACUUCUCAGUUGGGUAAACUGUCAUCAUCCGUAUUGUCACUCUGCCCUCUUGGAAGCACUAGUCUCAGCACAACAACCAGAAUGGCUCCUCAAAAGAACAGAGUAUUCGUCAUUGGAGUGGGAAUGACAAAGGUAAAUCUUGCUAUUCGAUAUAAUAACCUAUAAAGGGUUGCAUUUCGACUAGCAUCCGUGCUAGCUGGAUUGCUAUCUGGCAUUGAAAGACAAUUUAGCAAAGAGCUAGCGAGUUGUCCUUAGCUAGCUAGCAAACGUUACCUGUCAUGUCACGUUGGCUAGCAGCAUUUCCCAAAAACGUAGGUAGCUACAGUAGCUUGUAAUUUAUUUCGAUAUUUAACGUAGGCUAACUAGCUAGUUAACAUCUAACGCGAGAUUCAAGGCUUUUGUGAGCUGUUCAUGUUGGUGUUACUAGCUGACUAGGUAGCUAACUUAGCUACUUGCCAGCUUUCUAGCUCUGCUAGUUAGCUAACACGAAACAUUGAAUAACAAAUGUAUUGGGCUAACGAUGUUUACAAUUGUAUUGUGAAGUAUGGCUUGGAAAUGCAUUUGCUAAAUGCAAUUGUCAUACGUGGCAUUUUAAAACACCGUCUUAUCUGAAAGUCCAAUACUCCAUGGUCAAAGGCUAAUUGUGCCAAGGGUCAUGGAUGCAUUGUACACACCGAUAGCUAGAUAAUCACUAGCUACAUUACAUGCAGCUGAAGGACGUACCUCAUGUACAGUCAGAAUUAGAAGAAUACUUUCUUUGUCCAUUGCCUUUUUUAGAUCACACACAUGAGUUGGAAGCCAGGGUCAGCUAUAGGCCCGAGCAGUUUACGGGCGAAGUGCCUUGCUCAAGAACACAGCAGUCAUGUUGACCUAGAGCGCUGUCUGUGUAGUAAUUGAACUGUUAUCCCCAGUCUGAGGUUUUAUCCGUAGCCCUCUCCCGUGUUUUGUCUUUGCAGUUUGAGAAGCCAGGAAAAGAAGACUUUGACUAUCCCGACAUGGCAAAGAUAGCAGGUGGUUGUCAUUUCAUUACUGUACCUGUCCUGUACUGAGCUAUAAAUGAAACAUUUUUGCCAACAUUACUACAUUCACCUGGAUACUACCUGGUUAUAAUACCCUGUGUUAUACAUGACAUGUCAUAUAAUAGCCCCAUUCUACAUGCAACAUUUUGAGUGAUGUUCCCUGUGCUUGUGUCUUUUAAUCACGUUCUUAUGAGUCAGGUGAGAGGGCCUUGUCGGAUGCUGGAGUCCCCUACUCUGCCAUAGAGCAAGCCUGUGUGGGCUAUGUGUAUGGUAAGAGACUGUCAUUGAUUAUUAAUUGUAAGUUGGUUAACGGUACGUUACUUAACUGUAUUCUUUUGGGCAUAUUAAACGCUUUGUGAGUUGGCUUCAAAUUCAGUUAAAAAGGGCUGUAAGUGUCCGCCUAGUAAUAAGCUAUGAUGUUGUAUAUAGGCCUGUAAGAUAUUAUAACACAAUGUAAUCCUUCACCUGAGCUGACCUGUGUCUGUGUCAUGAAGAUAACUAUCUAGUGAUGAACUAUCGUGUUUAAUACAAGAUCACUUUAAGAUGAAGUCAUUUUGACAUCUGUCCGUCCCAUCUUUGUGUCUCAUCAUGUCUCAGGUGACUCCACUUGUGUUACUGUCAAUGUAAAUGACCAUGUUAUUAUCGUACUUUUUCAGGUGACUCUACCUGUGGCCAGAGGGCCAUCUACCACAGUCUUGGCCUGUCAGGGAUCCCCAUCAUCAAUGUCAACAACAACUGCUCCACAGGCUCCACUGCCCUGUUCAUGACCCGACAGCUAAUUCAGGGAGGUGCGUGGGACUCGACCAUAGAUACAUGAAUCAUAUCUGUGUUAUACAUACAGUACACUAUAUAUACAAAAGUAUGUGGACACCCCUUAAAAUUAGUGGAUUCGGCUAUUUCAGCCACACCCGUUAAUGACGGGUGUAUAAAAUCGAGCACACAGCCGUUCAAUCUCCAUAGACAAACAUUGACAGUAGAAUGGCCUUACUGAAGAGCUCAGUGACUUUUAACGUGGCACCGUCAUAGGAUGCCACCUUUCCAAUAAGUCAGUUCGUAAAAUGUCUGCCCUGCUAGAGCUGCCCCUGUCUACUGUAAGUGCGAAGUGGAAACGUCUAGGAGCAGCAAUGGCUCAGCCGCGAAGUGGUAGGUCACAAGCUCACAGAACGGGAUCGCCGAGUGCUGAAGCCUGUAGCGAGUAAAAAUCGUGAGUGUUGUAACCGAGUUCCAAACUGCCUCUGGAAGCAACGUCCGCACAAUAACUGUUCGUUGGGAGCUUCAUGAAAUGGGUUUCCAUGGCUGAGCAGCCGCACUCAAGCGUAAGAUCACCAUGCGCAGUGCCAAGCGUCGGCUGGAGUGGUGUAAAGCUUGCCGCCAUUGGACUCUGGAGCAGUGUAAACGCGUUCUCUGGAGUGAUGAAUCACGCUUCACCAUCUGGCAGUCCGACGGACCAAUCUGGGUUUGGCGGAUGCCAGGAGAAUGCUACCUGCCCGAACGCAUAGUGCCAACUGUACAUUUUGGUGGAGGAGGAAUAAUGGUCUGUGGCUGUUUUUCAUGGUUCGUGCUAGGCCCCUUAGUUCCAGUGAAGGCAAAUCUUAACGCUACAGCAUACAAUGACAUUCUAGAUGAUUCUGUGCUUCCAACUUUAUGGCAACAGUUUGGGGAAGGCCCUUUCCUGUUUCAGCAUGACAAUGCCCCCGUGCACAAAGCUAGGUCCGUAUAAAAAUGAUUUGUUGAAAUUGGUGUGGAAGAACAUGACUGGAGCCUGCACAGAGCCCUGACCUCAACCCCAUCAAACAACUUUGGGAUGAAUUGGAACGCCGACUGCGAGCCAGGCCUAAUCGGCCAACAUCAGUGCCCAACCUCACUAAUGCUCUUGUGGCUGAAUGGAAGCAAGUCCCCGCAGCAAUGUUCCAACAUCUAGUGGAAAGCUUUCCCAGAAGAGUGGAGGCUGUUAUAGCAGCAAAGGGAGGACCAACUCCAUAUUAAUGCCCAUGAUUUUGGAAUGAGAUGUUCGACGAGCAGGUGUCCACAUACUUUUUUUUUCAGUACGUCAUUGGAUGGGACACAGGGAGGUGAGUGGAACUGGGAGAGAGGGGGGCAGGAUUAAUGCCUAGGGCCAGGAGUCUUUCCCUGCUCUGGUCACAUGUUCAGGACAAACUCCUGGCCCUAGUGAUGCCAUGUCCUGGAAGAUUUCCUGUUGAAAGUUGACAAAUAAGCAAACUGAAAUAGGACGCGUGUUCAUCUCCUAUGAUACGUUUUAUGCUGGACCUGAACAUUUACCUUAUUUUUGCUGACUGUAGGUCUGGCUGAGUGUGCACUAGCCCUGGGCUUUGAGAAGAUGGAGAGAGGCUCCUUGUCGUCAAAGGUAAGACCAGGGGUGGGGUAUUGUAGUACAUGAUCUGGACUAACCCAGUGUAUUGUAGUACAUGAUCUGGACUAACCCAGUGUAUUGUAGUACAUGAUCUGGACUAACCCAGUGUAUUGUAGUACAUGGACAGGACUAACCCAGUGUAUUGUAGUACAUGGACAGGACUAACCCAGUGUAUUGUAGUACAUGGACAGGACUAACCCAGUGUAUUGUUGUACAUAAUCUGGACUAACCCAGUGUAUUGUAGGACAUGGACAGGACUAACCCAGUGUAUUGUAGUACAUGGACAGGACUAACCCAGUGUAUUGUAGUACAUGAUCUGGACUAACCCAGUGUAUUGUAGUACAUGAUCUGGACUAACCCAGUGUAUUGUAGUACAUGGACAGGACUAACCCAGUGUAUUGUUGUACAUAAUCUGGACUAACCCAGUGUAUUGUAGACAUGGACAGGACUAACCCAGUGUAUUGUAGUACAUGGACAGGACUAACCCAGUGUAUUGUAGUACAUGGACAGGACUAACCCAGUGUAUUGUAGGACAUGGACAGGACUAACCCAGUGUAUUGUAGUACAUGAUCUGGACUAUCCCAGUGUAUUGUAGUACAUGGACAGGACUAACCCAGUGUAUUGUAGUACAUGGACAGGACUAACCCAGUGUAUUGUAGUACAUGGACAGGACUACCCAGUGUAUUGUAGUACAUGGACCAGGACAACCCAGUGUAUUGUAGUACAUGGACAGGACUAACCCAGUGUAUUGUAGUACAUGGACAGGACUAACCCAGUGUAUUGUAGUACAUGGACAGGACUAACCCAGUGUAUUGUAGUACAUGGACAGGACUAACCCAGUGUAUUGUAGUACAUGGACAGGACUAACCCAGUGUAUUGUAGUUCAUGGACAGGACUAACCCAGUGUGUUUUUGUAUUAUAGUUCAUGGACAGGACUAACCCCAUGGACAAGCACAUGGAGGUGAUGUUCAACACAUAUGGGAUGGCAGCAGCACCAGCAGCACCACAGAUGUUCGGCAACGCCGGCAGAGAACACAUGGAGAAAUACGGUAAACAUGAUGGCGUGCGUGCACGUGUGCGCAGUACUGUAUGAAGUGUGUUGUUGGUGCUGUGCUUAGCCUUUUCUUUCAUUUAGAUGAUACACCAGUGUAGUGUGUGAGUGUGGAACUCUGGGAAGUCUGUCAUAGAAUAGUUAACUAUUUCUAUUAAUUCUCGGGACUCUUCCAGGCACUACACCAGAGCACUUUGCCAAAAUCGCAUGGAAGAACCACAAGCAUUCCACCAACAACCCGUAAGACUGCAGCCAUCAAAUAUUUUCAACACACAGAAGGCCUGAUCAAUGUUUUCCUGCCACUGCAAGACAACCCAUAUAUGUUUAUUUAUAUAUAUAUAUACAGUGAGGGAAAAAAGUAUUUGAUCCCCUGCUGAUUUUGUACGUUUGCCCACUGACAAAGAAAUGUUGUCACCUUCUCACCAAGCUGCUUGGCGAUGGUCUUGUAGCCCAUUCCAGCCUUGUGUAGGUCUACAAUCUUGUCCCUGACAUCCUUGGAGAGCUCUUUGGUCUUGGCCAUGGUGGAGAGUUUGGAAUCUGAUUGAUUGAUUGCUUCUGUGGACAGGUGUCUUUUAUAGAGGUAACAAGCUGAGAUUAGGAGCACUCCCUUUAAGAGUGUGCUCCUAAUCUCAGCUCGUUACCUGUAUAAAAGACACCUGGGAGCCAGACAUCUUUCUGAUUGAGAGGGGGUCAAAUACUUAUUUCCCUCAUUAAAAUGCAAAUCAAUUUCUAACAUUUUUGACAUGCGUUUUUCUGGAUUUUUGUUGUUGUUAUUCUGUCUCUCACUGUUCAAAUAAACCUACCAUUUAAAAUUAUAGACUGAUCAUUUCUUUGUCAGUGGGCAAACGUACAAAAUCAGCAGGGGAUCAAAUACUUUUUUCCCUCACUGUAUAUAUAUGUGUGUGUGUGUGUGUGAACAGGUACUCUCAGUUCCAGGAUGAGUACAGUCUGGACCAGGUCAAACAGUCCAGGAAGGUGUUUGAGUUCCUCACUCUCCUCCAGUGUUGGUAAGGAGCCCCACUAGCUCUCUGGGGCAGUGUUUCCCCUACCAGAGGAUAGGCAGGGCGGGGCAGGCCCCUCUGACCUCCACCUAAAAGAGUUUGGCUUUAUUUGAUUACAAUUUAAAAUGUUGGUGUUAAGGACCAGGGUGUUGCUUUGCGGAAAACAAUCUAGGGGAAACUAACACUGUUCUUUCUACCCUGUCCCCCCCCCCCCCCCCCCCCCCCAGUCCUACCUCCGACGGUGCAGGGGCAGCCGUCCUGGCCAGUGAGGACUUUGUGAGGCGUCAUGGUCUAGAGGGCCAGGCGGUGGAGAUCUUAGCCCAGGAGAUGGUCACAGACCUCUCCACCACGUUCGAGGACAACAGCUGCAUGAAAAUGGUGAGAGGGACUUAAAGCUGUUCAAAAGUAGUGUCUCCAACAAAAAGAUAGCAUGAUCAGUUAUUAUUCAAGGUGUGGGUAUUUCCCUUGAGCUAAAAUCUGGGGGGGGGGAAAAGCAAGGUUUCUCAAUAAAACACUAAGUAGUGACCUUUUGGAGUUGUUUCCUGUUAGGUUGGAUAUGACAUGACCUCCCUGGCAGCCAAGAAGUGUUUUGAGUCAGCGGGUCUGAAACCCAGUGACGUCAAUGUGAUCGAGCUGCACGACUGUUUUUCUGCCAACGAGCUGAUCACGUACGAGGCUCUGGGGCUGUGCCCAGAGGGUGAGUCUGACCCUACCAAUCUACGACCUAUUUCUGGUCACAUAAAAGUAGCAUUGUUAACUCCCUAUAAUGUUUUUUCACCGUCUCUGAUUUAAUGUUCAGUUCAAUGUUUUACUAUAGUUUAAUUAUUAAUAGUCAGAAUGAGAGGCCAUCUGUGUGUCUAUUUUAACUCUUGUCAUACUCCUGUCAUAAACAUAGUGAGUUUUCCCCCCUGGCUGUGUUCCCUUAGCAUUCUGACUUUUCCCCCUGGCUGUGUUCCCUUAGCAUUCGACUUUCCCCUGGCUGUGUCCCUUCAUCUGAGUUUUCCCCUGGCUGUGUUCCCUUAGCAUUCUGAUUUUCCCCCUGGCUGUGUCCUUAGAUUCUGAUCCCCUGGCUGUUCCUAGUUCUGACUUUCCCCUGGCUGUGUUCCCUUAG
Messenger RNA from Coregonus sp. 'balchen', 9628 nucleotides. NCBI's taxonomy places the organism in Eukaryota, Metazoa, Chordata, Actinopteri, Salmoniformes, Salmonidae. The record is from the annotation of a GenBank genome assembly.